This is a messenger RNA of Akanthomyces muscarius, 240 nucleotides long. RefSeq lists its product as uncharacterized. The transcript has 2 exons. The record is from RefSeq and is a predicted model, not a curated record. NCBI's taxonomy places the organism in Eukaryota, Fungi, Ascomycota, Sordariomycetes, Hypocreales, Cordycipitaceae. Bases 1 to 240 code for a protein of 79 amino acids.
AUGAUUCAAGAAGUGAUGCGCAACGGCAAGUGCACCACGGUCGCUUGUUUGCGCCUGCGCCGCCGAACAGAAGUUGCAGGUGCGAUUCACUCUAGGCUCUCUGUGGACGGCGAGCAUCCAUCUCUCGGCUUUAUUCUGGACAAGUCUCUCCAACUAAAUAGCAUUCAUCAUUUACUGUUACUUCGCCGUACAGGUGGCCUUCCGGUCCGACACACAGUGUCAUUCUCUGACGACCAUUGA